This is a messenger RNA of Miscanthus lutarioriparius, 2346 nucleotides long. NCBI's taxonomy places the organism in Eukaryota, Viridiplantae, Streptophyta, Magnoliopsida, Poales, Poaceae. The record is from the annotation of a GenBank genome assembly.
AUGGAGACCGCCAAGAUCGUCACCACUUUGAUGCUGAUUCUUGCCUUGUUCUUGCUAUGCCUUGUUCAAUUAUAUCGUCCCGAUGCCGCCACCCGCUGCCAUCCAAGCAUGUGUAAAGGACCCAUCCAUCAAGGCUACACCCGGUUCGCCGACGUCGAGCGGCGCUGCCAGUCCGUGCUCUCAUCAGCCGCGGAGCUCAAGGCUGAUGCAGACCGUGACGGCAACCUGAUGUACCAGCAGCUCUCCUUCAUGAAUGGCGACUGGAGCCAAGACGCCGGCCAAGCCCCCUGUUUCCGUUCCAGGGAGCUAUGCCGAUCCGGCGGUGGUGGCCGUCUCAAGCACAUGGACAUGGCUCAACGGCCAGGUCCGCGAACAGCACUUAACGCCAGCGGGAUCCUUAGCUUGGCCAUCGCCCGCAACAGCUCCUGCCCGUAUGAUCCGGGUUUUGAAAUGGAGUCAUGUCCUUUGCCGGAGUUCGACCUCCGGCCAGGGAUCGCCAAGCUCCAAGUACUGUUCCAAGGCGUCUAUACCGAGACGAGGUCGCCGGGGCGCGGUGACGGCGGCGGCGGUGGCGAGAGGGUGCUGUGUAUGGUCGGGGACGCUGUUCUCCCCGUGCGCAGCAGCAACAGCACGGACCCGUGGGACUGGGCUAACAAUCGCGGCGGUGGCAGCAGCAACUUGGAGCCGCCGGUCGUGUCCGACGGCAACAUCCUGCUCGUGCUACGGUACCCCAAGACGCCGACGCUGACAACUCGCGCCGUGCAUGGCGUCAUGACGAGCACGAAGGCCAGGUCUGAUGGAGCCUACUUCGACACCGUCCGGCUGGUGUCCCAGCUGUCCGGCCGCGGGUACCAAUUCCGGCAAGAAGACGCGGAGCUUGAUGCCGCUACGUGCGACGAGGACGACUCGCCCUUCCAUGAAGGCGACGCCAUGAAGCACCACCGCCUGAACAGAGGCGGCUCUCCCUGCGACAUGAUUUACCAAUCAAUUCCCAAUAACCAGGUGAUGGAAGUCAUUCCAAACUGGAACUGCAAGGGGACCAAUGAGUUCUGCAGCCGGCUCGGGCCGUUCGUGUCCACCAGCCGCCCUGCCACUGCCACAACCACAAACGCUACGGAGGAGGACAUGGCGUUCACUCGUUCUGGCAUCGCGGUGACCGGCCUCCAGUGCAAGUCCACGGGCGGCAGCAUCGGCGGCACGGCGGCCGCGAGGGUGGCAGCCGUGUUCCGCUACGUGCCCCAGUGGGAGCAUCAGCCCAUGGCGGCGAUGCGGACGGGUCUGAGCAGCAUGACCCUGUCUGCCGAGGGCGUGUGGAUCCCGUCCACGGGGCGGACACACAUGGUGGCCUGCCUUGGCGUCGGUAAGGAAGCGUGCCACUACCGUGUGACCCUCUCCGUGCAGACGACGGUGUCCAUGACUCGCCGCGGCAUCGUCGCCGGACAGAUCACCGCGAUGGAUGGGAGGAGCCAUCCUCCGCUGUUGUUCCAGAAACGAGUGUGCAGGUUUGCUGGCUACGUGACGUCGCGGCGGCGCACGUCGUACAUCUACACCAAGGUCGAUCAGGCUCGGGAGCUCCUUGGAGCGAGCGAACCAACUGGAUUUCGCGACAGCUUCGUUGCCAAGUCACUGCUCAGCUACCCAAGUCUCGACGCUGGCGCUGCCAAUGCUGACAUUGGGAGUCUCUCCAACCUCGCCGACGAGCUUGAUCUUCGCAAUGAAUUCAUGGGGAUGCCGCCGCCGAUUGUGCCAGAAUGGAUCGAUGGGUCGUUCUUUGAACUCCAGAUACUCUCUGCUGGCACCCUCGUUGGACGAAGCUACUCUCCCCAAGUCCAGCGUCGGUCUAGUAUGCGGAUCGUCGAACUAUUGAAGAGAGUCCAUGGCGAGGAGAGGCAGCAGAUACUGAAUGUGUCUGCGGAGUUCAUGGCAUACGGGAAUUGCCUUGGUCCAAGUCCGGUGAUGUCACUGGAGGGCGUGUACAAUGCAGAGAAUGGGCGAAUGUACCUGAUCGGCUGCCGGAACGUCCAUGCCCCACGGCGGCGGCUCCUGUCGAUGAGCAAAGACCUUGAAGAAGGAAUGGACUGUUCCAUAGAGGUGAUGGUGGAGUACCCACCGACAACAACCCGGUGGCUGAUCAGCCGGCCGGCAAAGGUCUUCAUGGCUAGCACCAGGGACGACGACGACCCGCUACACUUUAACAGAACAGAGCUACACAUGCUGCCCGUCAAAUAUCGGCAAAGGCGGUUGGACGAGCUGAUAAAGCCGAUGGUGAAGGGGUUCCUAUACAUGAUCGUACUGUUGGCCACCAUCUGGGCUGCGACAAGGACUUCGCCGCGAACGCGCUGCUAG